AUGUCUGAUAAGGGGUCAGUCGAACUUGGACUGUCCAAGAGGCAGCCCUUGCUGAAAGACAAACCAACCGUUGGCGAUAACCAAUCCAUCCUCGCAAAGACAACCAAGACUCAUCCUAAAGGCAGCAAAGGCGAUGAAAAUGCAAAUGUAUAUUUCAUCGGGACCGCUACCACUAUAAUUGAAUGGCAAGGUUUCCGUCUCCUCACAGACCCAAACUUCCUUCAUGCCGGUGAUCAUGUUCAUCUUGGCCCUGGGGUUACUGCUCAGCGACAAACAAACCCAGCGGUUGAUCUACAUGAGCUGCCAUCCCUAGACGGAAUUCUUCUCUCGCACUACCAUGAGGAUCACUUUGAUCGCCUGGUGGAGGACUCUCUCAAUAGGGAUUUCUUGAUUGUCAGCACACCUCAUGCGUACAAAUGCUUGACAUCAAAAGAUGAGCCCUUCACCAAUGUCAAGGCACUCGACUUUUUUGAUCAUUUGAGCCUCAAAUCUGAAGACUCUGAAGCUGAACAUCAUCGUCCGGUUAUCAAAGUUACCGGCAUGCCAGGCAAGCAUGUACCUCCCGGCCCCUUGGCUGUUGCGAACGACCUCCUCGGCGCUGUUCCGCCUACCAAUGGCUGGAUGCUUGAGUUGGGACACCAAGAUGCUGAAGAUGACGAAAUCCAGACCGGUUAUCGUAUCUACAUCUCUGGGGAUACUCUUCUCGUGGACGAACUGAAAGACAUUCCUAAGUGGCUCCAGGAGAAGCGCAUCGACCUCAUGCUUAUACACCUGGGAGGCACCACUAUCCCCGGACCAUCUGUGCCGCUGAUCAUGGUCACGAUGGAUGCGAAACAAGGAAUUGAGAUGAUCAAGAUGAUGAAUCCGGAUGUUACGAUUCCUAUUCAUUACGAUGACUAUGACGUCUUCCUGUCUCCUCGGAGUGACUUUGAGAAGGCUGUGAAAGAAGCAGGAAUGGAAGAUCGAGUAGUCAUUCUCGAUAGGGGGGAUAGAUAUGAAUUUGCUGUCAGAAAGAAUUAG
This is a messenger RNA of Fusarium sp. VM40, 1020 nucleotides long. Lineage: Eukaryota; Fungi; Ascomycota; Sordariomycetes; Hypocreales; Nectriaceae. The record is from the annotation of a GenBank genome assembly.